CCCUGGGGCUGGGAGUUGGAGAACCGGGAGCGGAGCUUCAAAAGUGUCUGGAAACUUCAGUGGCGCGGCGGCUUAGCCUGUCUCAGCCCGGGAACACUUCUCUGCAGGGAGGAGAGAGAAGGGGGUGCAAGCGUCUCCCCGGUUUUUGCUCUCUUUCCUCCUCCUCCUCCUCCCGUCCAGUUCUUCUUUCUCACCGCUUCUGGGAGCGGGCGGCUGCCGCUGGUCCCCCCCGCGCCUCGCCGAGCGCCGCAGCCGGGCCGCCGCAGGCUCCCCGGGAGACGCCAGUCCCGGCAGCCGAGGGGAGAGGAGCCCCCGAGCCGCAGCGGCUUCUCGCCUUUCCCGGCCCCUCCUGCCCCCCGCCCCGGGCCCGCCGUAUGAAUCUCCUGGACCCCUUCAUGAAGAUGACCGACGAGCAGGAGAAGGGCCUGUCCGGCGCCCCCAGCCCCACCAUGUCCGACGACUCGGCGGGCUCGCCCUGCCCAUCGGGCUCCGGCUCGGACACGGAGAACACACGGCCCCAGGAGAACACUUUCCCCAAGGGGGAGCCGGACCUGAAGAAGGAGAGCGAGGAGGACAAGUUCCCCGUGUGCAUCCGCGAGGCGGUCAGCCAGGUGCUGAAGGGCUACGACUGGACGCUGGUGCCCAUGCCCGUGCGCGUCAACGGCUCCAGCAAGAACAAGCCGCACGUCAAGCGGCCCAUGAACGCCUUCAUGGUGUGGGCGCAGGCGGCGCGCAGGAAGCUGGCCGACCAGUACCCGCACCUGCACAACGCCGAGCUCAGCAAGACGCUGGGCAAGCUCUGGAGAUUACUGAACGAGAGCGAGAAGCGGCCUUUCGUGGAAGAGGCGGAGCGGCUGCGGGUGCAGCACAAGAAAGACCACCCGGAUUACAAGUACCAACCGCGCCGGAGGAAGUCGGUGAAGAACGGCCAGGCAGAGGCCGAGGAGGCCACCGAGCAGACCCACAUCUCCCCCAACGCCAUCUUCAAGGCGCUGCAGGCCGACUCCCCGCACUCCUCCUCCGGCAUGAGCGAGGUGCACUCUCCGGGCGAGCACUCGGGCCAAUCGCAGGGCCCACCGACGCCCCCAACCACCCCCAAGACCGACGUGCAGCCGGGCAAGGCUGACCUGAAGCGAGAAGGGCGCCCCCUGCCCGAGGGGGGCCGACAGCCCCCCAUCGACUUCCGCGACGUGGACAUCGGUGAGCUGAGCAGCGACGUCAUCUCCAACAUCGAGACCUUCGACGUCAACGAAUUCGAUCAGUACCUGCCGCCCAACGGCCACCCCGGGGUGCAGACCACGCACGGCCAGGUCACCUACACGGGCAACUAUGGCAUCAGCAGCACGGCGGCCACCCCGGCGGCGGCGGCCGCAGGGGGCGCAGGCCACGUGUGGAUGUCCAAGCAGCAGGCGCCCCCGCCGCCCCCGCAGCCUCCCCAGGCCCCGCAGGCCCCGCAGGCGCCCCCGCAGCCGCAGCCCCCCCAGGCCCCGCAGGCGCAGCCCCCGCAGCCCCCAGCUCACACGCUGACCCCCCUGAGCAGCGAGCCGGGCCAGGCGCAGAGAACGCACAUCAAGACGGAGCAGCUGAGCCCCAGCCACUACAGCGAGCAGCAGCAGCACUCGCCCCAGCAGAUAGCCUACAGCCCCUUCAACCUGCCGCACUACAGCCCCUCCUACCCACCCAUCACCCGCUCCCAGUACGACUACAGCGACCACCAGAACUCCGCCUCCUACUACAGCCACGCGGCCGGCCAGGGCUCCGGUCUGUACUCUACCUUCACCUACAUGAACCCGGCGCAGCGACCCAUGUACACCCCCAUCGCCGACACCUCCGGGGUCCCCUCCAUCCCGCAGACCCACAGCCCCCAGCACUGGGAACAGCCGGUCUACACACAGCUCACCCGGCCUUGAGGAAGAGAAAGGGAAUGAAUGAGGCCUGGAGGAGGUGUGGGGAGGAGAGGGUGGCCAAGAUGACCCUCAGAGUAACAGCCCGAAGACAGAAAGAUAACCAGCCUGCGAUUCCUUCCCCCCCCACCCCGCCCCACCCCAUACCCCCACCCUUGGGACAUUUUUUUUUUUUCUGAUUCAUUCCUUCAAGACAUUGGCGCUGAAAGAAAGAAA
Molecule: messenger RNA, 2120 nt
Organism: Erinaceus europaeus (western European hedgehog)
Lineage: Eukaryota; Metazoa; Chordata; Mammalia; Eulipotyphla; Erinaceidae
Gene: SOX9
Product: SRY-box transcription factor 9
Exons: 3
Coding region: 375-1910 (511 amino acids)
Biological process (GO): positive regulation of chondrocyte differentiation; chondrocyte differentiation; negative regulation of transcription by RNA polymerase II
Cellular component (GO): nucleus
Molecular function (GO): RNA polymerase II cis-regulatory region sequence-specific DNA binding; DNA-binding transcription factor activity, RNA polymerase II-specific
Source: RefSeq, a predicted model, not a curated record